AUGACCCAGAUUCCGUUCUGGCACGCCAUGGCUUGUCUAAAGGAGGGGUCUGGUGCUCUCGGGGACAACCCGGUCAUCCGGAACCGCCAGAAGGGCCUGAAGAAGAAGGGCGCGAGCUUCUUCGUGUCGUCGCCGGGCGCAUUUGUCAGCUCGGAGUCCAGGGACGCGAGACUCUACGUGUCCAAGUGCGACAGGGAGAGCGUGCUGCAGAUGCAGAUGCCCCACGGCAUACCGUCCAUGGUGUGCGACAUCUCCGCGGGCAAGGUGAUGGUCACAAACCACGAGUGCAACGAGCUCUUCGAGUCGAACGAGCUCAACGGCCUGCUGGCGCACUACGAGAUCUUCAGCCUCAUCCACGAGGAGGACCGCGACCGGGUGUCCCAGACGCUCGCCUACCUGCUUGUGAGCGGGCACAUGCGAAUGUCCCCCGAGGAGUUCACGAUCGUCACCAUGCUGGGCAGCACGCGCCGCGUGAGGGCCGAAGGGUCCUGCCUCAUCGGCACUUGGUGGCAGUUGGACAUGUGCUUGAUCGGGGAGGGGGGGGCGGCAGGGUGUGAACUUCGGCCUGGGCGCCCCUGCGUGGCCGCUCGGAGUGAGGGCUGGCGCCGGGCUGCAGGGCGUGCCGCCGAGGCCGCGCCGUCCGAACAUUACACAUCGUACUUUCGGGAACUGGAACUCUAUCUCUCUCUCUCUCUGUUCCGCUCUCUCUCUCUCUCUGUCUCUGUGCGUGCGGCCACUGCAUAG
Prorocentrum cordatum is the source of this 744-nucleotide messenger RNA. NCBI's taxonomy places the organism in Eukaryota, Dinophyceae, Prorocentrales, Prorocentraceae. The record is from the annotation of a GenBank genome assembly.